AUGACCCAGGACGAAAACGUGGUCCUCGGGGUGUCCUCAGUCAGCGAGAUACUUCUUCAGCAGUACCCGGUACCUGUCAAGAGUCUCCUGCUGGGGAUCGAUGUGUAUGUGGCCGUCAGUUAUACGGAUCAGCCCUUCGUCGCUGUUGAGGUGAAACGACCUAUUUGCUCCUUCGGGAAGUACUGCCUCCACGUCAGAGGGUGUAGGACGACCUGCCCUUACGACUACGACUUGGAACUGUUCGCUUGUCCAAUUCCUCAGGCUCUUUGCGUGUUCGGACAGUCGUGUACCGAAGGACAGGGGGUGGACACUUGUGUUGCUCCUGAAGUCCUGCCAACGUGGACCACCAUAGAAGGGACAGCAGCCAGCCAGAUUGUAAAUGUACCAGGAUUUCAACGAAUAUCCUACACUGGGGGCGUCCAAGUGCUUCCCGGGGAUGUUGUCUCUGUUAAUGGAACUAUUGGCAGAAGACAACUUGUCAGGUCAACGAAGCCGCAUCCGAAACCUCAGACGAGACCAGCUCGAAACCCUGGCGAAGGCGGUGACGGGGACACAGUGGAUUCCUCGCCAACGGGAUACCACCAUUACGUCGCUUAUUUACUCGAGCAGGACGUGGUAGUGAAGCUUGGCCACGCAUGCACGACAGUGAAUAGGGACGUCACGUUACUCCUUUCGGGUCCCUCGAACUAUCCCAUGAGCAACACUACGUCCUGUGAGAGAAAUAUAACCGACGUGGAGCUUUCUGUGACACAGCCGAUCACAGACGAGUUCGACGCGACGCUUAACCAGGAAUCACCUUAUUAUGUGAGGACCUCAGACACUGCGCAGCUUCUGGUGACGUUCAGCGUGGCGGGUCCGAUUUACGUGGUGUUCACGUUCCUUCCGGACAUUGGCUCGGAGAUGAUGAAUGAUACAGGGGACUUCCCCGCCAGAGACAGCGGUCCUUACGUCCUCUCCCACGCGGUGCAGUUCACACAACCGGACAGUUACACCGCGACAGCCUCAGCAAGUAACAAGCAUAACGAAGACACGGGUCCUCUCGAAAGCACGGUGACUGUGGUGGCACAACACCCCGUGGUUGAGACGUGGCAGAUGGCACCGUCGGAUAUCGCUUUCUUGGCACCCGUUCAUUUGCCGGCCGUCACGUUCACCGAGGCCACAGAGGCGCCUUUCCCCACGGAUGCGACUGUGGCUGUGGACUGGGGCGAUGGUUCUUCUCCCACAUCCUCUCCCUUCACAGACCCGCCAUCUGCGAACCAUAUUUAUGCGUCGGGCGGUACCUACACCGUCAACGCCUUCAUUUAUAAUAUGGUUUCCAGCGUUAAUGUGACUUGCGAGGUCGAAAUUGUCGAGCAGAUCGUCGACUUCACGGUUGCUGUGAAAUACCUUCCUUAUGCCCUCGCUACCACACUCAACGAGGGCACGGGGAAGGAUGCAAAUGAAUAUCCUAUUAAGAGAAAUCUCACUUUCUAUCCUUCGAUGGUUAUGGGUACUGUGGAUGAAUUCACUCUGGAACACAAUGGAACAGUGGUUGCCCAGUUCGAGGUUGAGGAUCCGUUAAAUCCCACACUUACAACCUUUGAUUAUUAUUACGAUCAGGAAGUCGAGAUCAUCGUGACAGUGCGGGCCAUCAACUUCUUCGAAAGCGUUCCCUUCGACUUCGUCAUGCUUAUCGUGGGAGAAGUCAAAGGCUUGAAGUUGGACGACUAUUCUGUUACUACUGGAAAGAACGAGACCAAGACGUUGCUGGUGACCUUCGAGAGCAUAGGCGGCUCGACCUGCCUCGUUGUCAGCUGGGGAGACGCGACUAUGACAAGCUACGGGGACUUUUUCACGUGCACGUCUGAGAACAUGAACAUUACCUACGAGACCGAACCCUACCUCGAUGUUUCCAUGAAUGUCACUCAUGUGUACGAGGAAGAAGGACCAUACACAAUCACAGCCAUGGCCUUCAACCCCCUUAGUAACGUGAUCGUCGAACUCCUCGUCAUAGUUACGUCGAUUGACUGCGGACCUCCUAAAGCCCAGGUUAUCGACGGCGUAGAAUGGCAUUACAAUGCUCCUGCUUUUCAUAGGGGGUACCUUGCCUCUGUCAGUACGGCGGCGACUCUCAAUUGUGCUGUCACUUCGAAGACUAAGAAGGAAUGGAAAAUCUACCACGCAGACAAGGAAACAGGUCAGAUCACGGACGAAGUGGUGGUAAAGGACAUUCUGCAAUCUUGGAAUCGUUCCGAAAUAAUCAUUCCAGCGAGAUUCCUGAUGUACGGUCUCUAUAAGCUGUAUUAUACCAUCACUAUGCACGACCCUGACGUGUUGGAGGACUGGAUGGUAUUCCAGAAGGAGAUCGAGACGUACAUAGAGAUCAUAAAAACGCCCUUAAGACCAAUGAUCGUGGAAGGGGGCGUGUCCUUUUUCAUAAGAGGUCCGAACCAGGUCAUUCUGUUCGAGCCAGCCAAGUACUCCCUGGAUCUCGAUUUCCCCGAAGAAAAAGCUUCAGGACUCCUCGACUACCCCGGAGACUCCCUGGUCCUGUUCGGCAAGGACUUCGUCGCCCUCGAGACAACCUACGAGAUGAGUGUGACCCUCGCGAAGGACACGAGGGAGGCGACCGUCAUGACCCAGGUCGAGUUGCUGGCAUUUGACCCUCCGAUCAUCAGCAUAUCACUCACAAAUUCAAGACUUAUAGAUAUCGUAGUUCAAGACUCUCACACCAUGUGCGUGGACCCGGCCCUCUGUAUCCCAUCGGCCGUCGGAGUUUACAUUAACCCGUCUCUACGCAUGGGGGUCGUAGCGAACUGCACUGAUGUGUGUAGAAAUCCACUGCGUUACAAGUGGAUCGUCGCGGAUCACAACAAUGUGCCUUUCCCGGUUACCAGCGCCCACUUUCCCGUCGGAGAUUCAGAAAUGGAAUUGGCUUUCAGUGACCAAUUCUUCACUGACAAUCCUCACGUGACAGCUAUUCGUUUAUCCGUUCAAGUCACAGACGCUCUGUCGGUAGUUGGUGGCGCCGCCUACUUCAUGCAGGUGAACCAGAAGCCAAGUGGGGGGAUCUGCCUCGUCUCCGGGCCUGGGACAUCACGAGCUGUUAUUGACAUGUUUCAGCUUACGUGUUCAGGCUGGGCCGAUCCUGAAGGCGCGGGCGUCGCCUCCUAUUUAAUUACUUUGAUUCCUGCCGAAGGAGGACCCAAGACCCUGACGGAGAUGCCCCACAGCAGUACCAUGCUGCCCAAGAAGCUGGUGCUGCCCCCUGGGAUCUUCGAUUUCGAGGUCAAAGUGAAAGACGUUUGGGGCGCUUUCACCGAGACGGUUUUCCAGACGGGGUUCGAGGUAACCAUGCCGACGAAGGAGGAAUAUGACAAUGCCAAUUUAACCACCGUCAUGGACACGCUACGAGGAGCAGGAAACGGAGAGAUGCUGAUUAUGAUGAUCGCUGCCCAGAGUGCUCUCAUGGCGAAGGCAGAAUGGCUCUCCCUGGACCCGGUCGCCCUGGCCAACGUCAGCGCCGACGCCAAAGCUGCCCGGAUGGUUGAAAUCGCCAGCCAGGUUAACAGCGCCCUGGACGGCAUCAAGGACAACGUCAACCUGAAGAAUAUAGAGAGUCUGGACGUCACUUCGUCAACCAUCGCGACAAUUAUGAACGGAGCUUCGGCCAACGAGGACGCGGCGAAGACCGUCGAUUUGGACGCACGCGCGAAGGUCCUCGAUAUUUCUGGGAACCUGAUCAACACCCUGGACAGCAUGGAUGUCUCUUCCCCGGCAGAGCUCGCGACGGUUGGGAAUAAUCUUCUGACUGUUCUUGGCGGCGUGGCAAAGGGUAUGCAAUCGCUGGGUGACGAGAGCGUAGGGUGUGACGUAGCAUCUCCGGCCGACAUGAAAAAGGCCGAUUUAAUUGACUAUGACACCGGAGUCACGGGAAUUGACAUGGAGAUUCCAGAGGAUGUCCAGGAGGCGCAGAAAUGCAACGUUCGAGACAGCAGUAUUAAGCAGGCUGAGUCGGAGGGACCGAAAGUGGACGAGAUGAUCUCCAGCCUCGCCAGGAACGUGCUGAAGAAGGCGGUGCUGGGGGAGAGCCUCACCCUCGAGUCCUCCAACGGCAUGGUCAUGAAGAUGGACAUAGUGAAGGGCAACCAACUCACCGACGAAGGCUUAUCGGUCGGCAAGCACGGAGCCAAGUUUACCUUCCCGUCCGGAUUCUGUCCUCAAGGGAACUGCUCUUCGCCCAUCGCCACUUCUGCUAAGGAGUGGCCGACGCUCAUUAAUACCUACACCGGCGGCGCGAAGGACCUGUCCCCUGAAACUCGGGUUCUGGACCUCGAUCUCUUCGACAGGAACCUCGGCAGUCUCGAAGUCUGGGAUUUGGUGGAUCCCAUUCGCCUCGUCCUGACAAGGAAUGUGGGGAACGGGUCCUCUCUGCCAGAUUUCCAGUACGUCAACGCAAGCCAGGAAUCACAGCUUCAGCAGACCCCCAUUAUGUAUAGCACUUUCAACGUCACAAAGAGCGGCUUAUCAGUGAACCUGGAGAUAACGCCGACCGACCCCGAGAACCACCGCCUGUUCGUGUUGGUCUCGGCGCCGAAGGUCCCGACGCUCAAGGACCACAUCUUCUUCUCCAUGUUGGAGGACAUCCCCAAAAACGAGGACACCCACGACUGGUUCUUCACGAGCAAGGAGAUCAACGAGACAGGGCAGUACUUCGUGGGCAUCGGAGAAUUCAAACCCGAUUUCAACGUGAGCCUUAUGCAGGAUCCUUGGGGCAAUAACGUGACAAACGACGCCCUUCAGAACAUCACCAUUGACUAUUACCUAAGGGUGUUCACGUCCGGGUGUUAUUACUUCAAUAAGACCCUUAAUGACUGGGUGGAUGAUGGGUUGGAGGUGGUCUUCUCGAACUACAACGCCACGGAAUGCAACACCACUCACCUCACCAGCUUCGGUUCAGGGAUGUUCGUGAUGCCGAACACCAUUGACUUCAGCUUCGUCUUCGCCAACAUGGGAUUCUCCGAUAACCUGACUAUCUAUCUGACGUUGAUUCUUAGUUUGUCUAUUUUCGUUCUGCUGAUGAUCUGGGCGAGGUACAAGGAUAAGAAGGAUUUGUCGCAGCUCGGAGCCACCCCACUCCCGGACAACAGCGCUAAGGACAAGUACCUCUACGAAGUCCUCGUGUUCACCGGCAACAAGAAGGAAGCGCAGACGGACUCGACGGUGCAGUUCAUCCUGACGGGGGAGAGAGAGGAGACCGACGUCAGAACCUUCAAAGACGAGCAGCGGAAGGUGUUUAGGAAGGGCGCCGUUGAUGUGUUCGUGAUGGCGGUUCCUAGGCCCCUCGGCGACCUGGAGUUCCUGCGCAUCUGGCACGACAACACCGGGAAAGGACCGAACGCGUCUUGGUAUCUGAGUUACAUCGUGUUCCGUGACGUCCAGACGGGCAAGAAAUACGAGUUCAUCGCCAAUAAGUGGUUGGCGGUGGAGAGUAAGGACGGACAGAUCGACCGCCUCCUUCCUGUCGCUGGCAAAGAACAGAUGACGGAGUUCACGCAUUUGUUCAACACGACGAAGAACAAGAACUUAGCUGACGGUCACCUGUGGUUCUCCGUGUUCUUGCGUCCUCCCAGGUCGCGGUUCACCAGGUGUCAGCGUGUUGCCUCAUGCUUCGCCCUGCUCUUCCUGUCCAUGUUGGUGAACGCUAUGUGGUACGACCAAGUUCCUGAGCAGCCUGGAACGGGAGGCCUUCAGUUGGGGCCUUUCAGUCUUAGUCCUGAACAAGUUCUGAAUCGGCGUCGGGGUGAUGAGCAACCUGAUCGUGUUUCCUCCUUCUGUCCUCAUCGUCUUUUUCUUCCGGAAGGCGAGGCCGAGGAAACUCAGGAAGUCGAGGGUCACGGAGGCGGUGGAGAGGACGCAAAGCGCAAGAAAUUCACGCUGCCCUGGUGGAUGUCGCUCGUGGCCUGGCUCCUCGUCGUCGCUUGUAUAGCAACUUCUUGCUUCUUCCUGCUCAUGUAUGGCGUUAUGUUCGGAAAUUCUAAGGCGACCAAGUGGGUGACGUCCCUUAUCGUCUCGUUCUUCUCCUCGAUACUUUUCAUCCAGCCUUUGAAGAUCUUCAUAACGGCCAUGAUCGUGAGCGCCGUCUUCAAGUCAGUCAACCUGGACGAGGACGACGCAGACGAGGACGAAGAGGAUCCCGAGCUGGAGGACGACGAGGCGUGGAUGCAUGACGGGGACCGCAAGAAAACGAAGAAGAAACUGGAAUACAAGAAAGCGGAUUCCCGAGUGCUGCAGGAACUGAGAGAACGGCGAAGGAAGGAGGUGGAGAUGUACGAGAUCCUACGAGAGAUCUUCGCCUACAUGAUGUUCUUGUGGGUCCUGCUCAUCCUCUCGUACGGAAAUAGGGACCCCAAUGCGUAUUUUCUACAGCAGAGCCUCAAUCAGGGUUUCAUUCACAAAGGAGCACUCGAUGGCAGCGACUACACGAAGGCCACCAACGCAGACCGAUUUUGGCGUUACUUGCACGUAGGCCUACUUCCCGAUCUACGUGCAGACCGCCUGUAUAACGGUAGCCCCCCCUACGGCCUGCGGGGCUACCUGGGCGAUCAGUGCAACAGGAUCAUGGGCUAUGCAACCAUCAGGCAGGCUAGGAUUAAGAAGGAUUCGUGCAGAGUGAACAAGAAGUUACGCGGAAUCAUCAAGAGCUGCAGCGGUUUCUCCAACGUCUUCAAGGAGGAAAACGAGGCUUUCUGCGCCGACUGGAAACCUCCGACCAACCUCACUAAAGAUACGGCGGACUGCAAUAUCCCCGAAUUCAGCCACACCUCCGGCCUGGAUCUGAACACCCUCCCGACGGUGGGGAUCUUGGACAUCUACGGCGCGGGGGGCUACGUCGUGCACUUGAACGGGUCUUCGAAGAACCUGAAGAAGAAGCUGACGUUCCUGCAGUCGAAGGGAUGGAUCGACCACCUCACUCGCUACGUGGUGGUGGAGUUCGCGUCGUAUAAUGCACAGGUCAAUCUGUUUGGACUGUCGCACAUAAGGGCAGAAUUCACACCAGGAGGGGGGGUGACGCCGAGCUUCAGUUUCGGCUUGUUCAUAAUGGUGUGCGAGGCUUCGUUCGUCGCUUUCAUCGUCUACUACACCUUCAGAGAGUUUCGUCAGCUGUGUCGGGACAAGACGGAGUAUUUCAAGUGCUAUUGGUCCUAUGCUGAGAUCGCCAUCAUCGUUACGUCAUAUGCUACCAUUGUCGUCUAUAUUGCGAGACACCUGGCCACGCAGUCCGUCGUCGAAGUCUUCAACCUGACGCACGGAAACGGAUACGUGAACCUCCAGCACGCCGCUUCCCUGGAUGAGCUUUAUUCCUACUUGGUGAGCUUCAUCGUGUUCGUGUCGACGCUCAAGUUCAUUAAGCUUCUCAGGUUCAACAGGAGGAUUGGCGUGCUGACCGCCACCCUCCGCCAGUGCUGGGAUGACCUGAGCGGCUUUCUUAUCGCUUUUAUCAUCUGCUUCUUGUCCUUCACCGGGAUGUUCUAUCUCCUGUUGAACAGCCAGCUCGAAAACUUCCAUAAUUUCGUCAUUUCUGUGGAGACCUGUUUUAGUAUGAUGCUCGGGAAGUUCCAAUUCGAGGAGAUGAAACAAGCAUCUUCAGUCGUGCCAGUCAUGUUCUUCAUCUUCGUCCUGUCCAACUCCUGGGUCCUCAUCAACCUCCUUCUUACGGUUAUCAUCAGGUCUUUCGAGCAGGUAAAACACGACAUAAAGCAACAGCCUUCGGAUUACAUGAUGGUUUCCUUCGUCUGGAGUCGCAUUCGGGGUUUCCUCGGCAUGCAGGGACCCCCACCGCCCCCCUCCGUUAGCAUGGCCACGCCCCUCCCCGCCUCCGAAGCCCCGCCCCCUUGUGAAGAGGAGGAGGAUGUGGGGGAGAGAGUUGAGGAACUGCCCGAUAAAGUGGACAAGUUCCUAGAGUUCGUGGAUGAUGUCUAUUUCAACGGGACUUUGGACCUGCACAAUAAGGAAUUCCUGAAGACGUACAUCGGGAAACCUUCAACCCGAUCGUCAAGCCAAAGCCGAGGUCGAUCCAGUUGGCGCAGGGAAUCGGAGGGGUACGUGCCCGGGCCCAGAACUCGAAAUGUCAUCCAGGAUUCCUUAGAUGAUGUCUAA
Penaeus indicus is the source of this 8139-nucleotide messenger RNA. RefSeq lists its product as uncharacterized. The coding region runs from base 1 to 8139 and encodes 2712 amino acids. The transcript is spliced from 56 exons. Gene Ontology annotation, cellular component: membrane. Gene Ontology annotation, biological process: detection of mechanical stimulus. Gene Ontology annotation, molecular function: protein binding; calcium ion binding; calcium channel activity. The record is from RefSeq and is a predicted model, not a curated record. Lineage: Eukaryota; Metazoa; Arthropoda; Malacostraca; Decapoda; Penaeidae.